Messenger RNA from Drosophila takahashii, 1894 nucleotides. It is a transcript of the gene BuGZ, whose product is annotated as Bub3 interacting GLEBS and Zinc finger domain protein. Gene Ontology annotation, molecular function: DNA binding. Gene Ontology annotation, cellular component: nucleus. The record is from RefSeq and is a predicted model, not a curated record. NCBI's taxonomy places the organism in Eukaryota, Metazoa, Arthropoda, Insecta, Diptera, Drosophilidae.
GUCACUCUGACUGGCUCUCCAUUUUGUUUUCCACGGCGGAACCUUUUUUGCUACAUCAAAUUGCAUUUUUAUACCAAUUACUCGAGCGUUUUCGUAAAUUUAAGUGUUAAAAUCCAACCUUUGAACCAUGGGACGCAAGAAGAAGAAGGCCUCCAAACCCUGGUGCUGGUACUGCAACCGAGAGUUCGACGAUGAGAAGAUCCUGGUGCAGCACCAGAAGGCCAAGCACUUCAAGUGCCACAUCUGCCACAAGAAGUUGUACACCGGACCGGGGCUCUCCAUCCACUGCAUGCAGGUGCACAAGGAGACGGUGGACAAGGUGCCCAACUCGCUGCCCAAUCGCUCAAACAUUGAGAUCGAAAUCUUCGGCAUGGACGGCAUUCCGGCCGAGGAUCUCAGGGAUCACGAGCGCCAGAAGAAUGGCGGAAAGUCGGACUCGGACGAUGAUGAGCCGGUGGCCAAGAAGAAGGUGGAAUAUGCCAUGAGCGUACCGCCGCCCAUGAUGAUGCCCCCGAACAUGAUGCCGCCACACAUGCUCGGCCAAUAUGGCAUGGGCAUGAUGCAGCACAUGCCGCCACUGCCUCCGUAUCCAGUGCCCAUGAUGCCGCACAUGAUGCCGCCGCGUCCCCUGUUUCCAGCCGCCAUGGCCACCACCUCGGCGGCAGCCGCUGCGGCGGCGGCCCACCAUCACCAUGCCGCCGCCAUGGCCCAGCAAAAGCCAACAUUUCCAGCGUACAGUAAUGCUACCAUAAGUGCUCCGCCCACCACCAAUCAUGCUGGUGGCGCAUCCAGCGCACCACCAAGUGGUCCGCCCGAUGCCCAGCCACAUCAGCAGCGACCGCCGGCUCCGCCCGCCGCCAGCGGAGCUGCCGGCGCCGCUGUGACCACCAAGAUCAUGCAUCCGCAGGAGGACUUGAGUCUGGAAGAGCUGCGCGCCAGGCAACCGAAGAUACAGGCGCGACUGGCUGCCGCUAUGGCCGCCCUGGCGAAUCCACAGAGUCGGAAAAGUCCCAGCAACAAUGGCGGUGCCUCCGCGCCGAUGCCCGCCACCCCGCCGCCCCCCUCGCUGGCCGGGAUCUCGCCCACGGGCAGCAACAGCAGCAGUGGCAUGGCUAACGCGAUUGUCGUCUCCACAGCCAUGUCGAAGGCCCAGGAAACCGCCGCUCUAGUAGCCGUGGCACAGGCUCAGGCUCAGGCGCACGCCCAAGUGGCCCAAGCUCAAGCUCAAGCUCAGGCCCAGGCUCAAGCCCAAGCUCAGGCGCAGGCCGUGGUCCAGGCACAGGUGCAAGCAGCCCAUGUGGCACACGCUGUGGCAGCCCAGCAGCAGGCGGUGCAGCAGCAGCAGCAGCAACAACAACAGCAGCAACAGUCGGCGGUGCAGCAGCAGCAGCAACAACAGCAGGCGGUAGCUCAGCAACAACAUGCGGCAGCUCAGCAGCAGCAGGUGAAGCAACUGGAGGAACUGAAUCGGGCUGUGAUGCUCCAGCGCUUUCAGGCUGCCCGACAGCCGGCAAAUCCUGGCGCUGCGGCAGCGGCUGCGGCGGCCGCAGCCGUCGGCAUGAUGCCGCUACCUGGUCACAUGCAGCUGAUGCAGCCGAUGCUGAGACCGGCCAUGGCCAUCGGUCCCCACGGAGCCCUCAUCGGCGGGAAUAUGCUGAGAGCAGCCGGUGGGCACGGAUUCAACGGCAUGCCUGCAGGCCUGCUGCCCAUGCAGAUUGGAUUGCCGGGAAUGCCGGGCGCCUUGCCAGCCGGAGCGAUGGCGAUGCCCGGAAUGGGCGUGAUGCUGCCGGGACAUCCCAACAUGCUGCAGAUGAUGCAGCCGCGCUUCAGAUGAUGUCUGCCCGCUGCGCCGGGUCUGUUGCAGGCGCCAGCAGCCCAGCCGCCAACGCACCUG